AGAGUUCGGACGUCCCGAGACUUCGCAUGCAUAUUCCAGUUCCAGCCGAACGCUGCAAGGUCAGAAAGGAAAUAUCAUUAGUAGCAAAUAUUUUGUCGAGUCUUUGAUUAUUUCGGUCCAGAAUGAUGCAGUGUGAUCAAGAGAAUGUUCAGAAAGGGGUAAUUGAACAUGGCUCACCGAAGAACAGUUGUGAUGUUGAUGUAGAAGAAGGGGAUUCAAAAGCAGAAGAUGGCGAACUGCAGCCGAAAGCAUUUGACAAUGGAGCCUUGAGCCAGGCAGACUGUCUGAAGUUCCGAGACAACUUGUUUGAGGUUAUUGAAGAACUCCGGAUUCGCAGGGUGACCGAUGCUGAGAAUGAAGAGAGAAUCAACCAACUUGUUAAAGAAAAACAUCAGCUGGAAAGGACAAGAGAGGAAGAGGCUGGAGCUACUGCGGAAUCAGAGAAGAAACAUAGCCAAGAGAUUACAGAUCUACACAGACAGUAUAAAGAGCAAAUACAACAGGCAGAAGAUAGCAAGAAGAAGAGUGGCCUGGAUCUUGAGACCAGUGAGAGGGAGAUGAAAGCAUUGAAGGAAGAGGUCCAGACCUUACACAUGUGCAAGUACAGUCUUGAGCAGAAGGUAAAGGAACAGGAGAGGCAGCUGAAACUCCAGGCCUGUGCUAAAGACUCACACCUGUCCCAGGUGACAGAGAUGGAACAGAAGUGCAGCUCUCUGUUUCUUCAGUGCAGGCAGCUCACAGAGACACAUGACAGGCUGGAGAAGUCAGUGAAAGAAGCAAUCAGGAUAAACAAGAAGCUGAACUCUGUAAACAAUCACCAGACCUGUCUACUCAAGAUAAGUGACACAGCACUGGAGGCUCAGAAGAAAGAAGUGCAACUUUUGAAAGUCCAAGGGCACUGCAGACUGAACAACUCAGAUGUCACUUCAAGUGAUGAGCUGAAUAGCCUUCACAUGCUGCAACAGGAACUUAGCAUACAACAAGACUUGAGUAAGCAGCUUCAGCUACAGCUAGAGGAAAUAAGAAAGGAGAAGACAGAGGCCGUGUCUUCCCUUCAAGAGUGCCAGGGCUUGGUAGACAGGCAUGUUGAGACAUGCAGCCUUCUCAAACAGAAGCUUGUGGUGGUGGAGUUAGAGCUACAGAAUCUCAAAACUGACUAUGAAGGGCUAAAAAAAUCAUUUGAUAAGCAGGCACAGGAGUUACAAAACAUAAAAGAUGUCCACAAGGAUGCUUUUGAAAAGUGGGGGAAAGAGGAAGCUUCGUUACAAAGCAGACUGAAGACAUUACAGGACGACUACGAGAACUUGGAAAAGGCCCAUAACAACCUUGAGGAGCUCAACACGUCAUGGGCCAAGAAAAACAUCAAGAUGACAGAAGAAAUCAACUCCCUGACAAACAUCAAGACACUUGCAACAAAAUACAUACAGGCUGAGACUGCAUCAGUGUAUUCUCAAACUGAAUUUUCUUCAACAGAUAGUUAUGCACAGACAGACCAACAGCAGGAUUGUUUUGUCAGCAAGACUGAUAAGCCAAAGAACAUUGAAUCAAACCAUACGCUCCCUAUUGUCACAAGCAUUGCUCCUAUGGAAUUGGAUGAUGGCAGUGAGUCUAUGGAUACUUCACUAGCUCAAGAUAAACCAUCUGAAGGACAAAGGGAGGACAAGAAACAUGUCGGAAACAGCAAUGCACAACCGUGUAUGGAGACUGAUCUGACUGAUGAAGAGAAUUGCAAAGAGGAACUACCAGCUGACAGUGACAAACAUAGGCCAGUUUUGGAGUCAGAUAAAGGCUCUAGUCCACCACGGAUGAGACAGACAUCAACAUCAACAUGUCAGAAAACUGAUCACCUUGAAGCCAAGAAAUCCACAAAGCCAACCCAAGGAAGUAAACUGAAUGAAGAGUUUGAAAGGAUUGAUAAAGUGUUCCAGGAAGCACAAGAUGGUGACAGUGCCACAUCUUGCCCACAGAAUGGCACAAUUCAAAAGGGAUCUUCAGUGGACAAGGAUCAAAGCAGCUCAACAGUAGCGCCUGUGGUUGUGCCCAGUGAUGUCAGUGGUGCUGAACUGCCAUCCAAUAGUUCUGCUGGUGGUGUAGCUGAUAAUUGCCAACCCACCUCCCAAGGGAACAAUGGAGAAAUUGCAGGCCAGUACCGGUACAAAUUUGUCAGCCUUCAGGAAGCUGUGCCUGUUGUGCAGAAACCACAGUCCUCUGGUGCUGUGCAGUUAUCCCAGGAGACAGGGAUAACAGGAAAUCAGCAGGGACAGGCUGAUAGGAAUGAGUGGGAAGAACUGGCCAAAGGUUUUGGAGUUCAGCCCUGAUGUCAGAUAUCCCUGAAAGGUGCCAAAUCCCACAGAAUUUGAGGACUGCUAAUUUACUAUAGAUCUGUAACCUUCAUAUCUGACAUCCACCAAGUUCCAGUAUUGCUUCAUAUCAGGAAAGUGUUAACUUGCUUGUUUAUACUUGUUUGAGAUGAGUACAUCAAAUCAGUCCAGGUUGAUACGUUCCUUGACUGUUUCUGUUGAUGAAUGGUUCUAAAAUGUUAAAUGUGUAUUAUCAGCAAUGUAUAUUGUCUACAGUGUGUAUCAUCAACAAUAUGUAUUAUCAACAAUGUGUAUUAUCAACAAUGUGUAUUAUCAACAAAGUGUAUUAUCAACAAUGUACAUGUAAGUGUAAAGCAAACAGUCUGAUACAUGUAAAAAUGUUUGUUGAACUUGUGUGCAGCCUUGUUGGCUCUGAUCCCACAGUUUCUACUGUUAUUUACCAACAUUUCUGGUCUGGCAU
Messenger RNA from Branchiostoma floridae (Florida lancelet), 2781 nucleotides. RefSeq names its product protein MLP1-like. Lineage: Eukaryota; Metazoa; Chordata; Leptocardii; Amphioxiformes; Branchiostomatidae. The coding region runs from base 123 to 2318 and encodes 731 amino acids. The transcript has 2 exons. The record is from RefSeq and is a predicted model, not a curated record.